ACGGAAUGUUCUGGUUCUCGUGCGGAAGUCUCGCGUACAUUAGGCAGCCACAGAGAGGCGCAACCUAAGGAGCAACAGCGACUGGAGAGACGAGAAGGGAGUCAGCGGCCCUGUGGCUGAGCUUAUCUGGAUUUUGGGCAAAAGAAGCGUCGAUUACUAAAAUGACCAGAGGAAACCAACGUGAGCUUGCACGCCAGAAAAAUGCCAAAAAGCAGACUGAAACCAAUAAAGGGAAGAGGGGUGAUGAUGGGCUGUCUGCUGCUGCAAGGAAGCAGAGGGAUGCUGAGAUAAUGCAACAGAAGCAGAAAAAGGCGGAUGAAGCAGGGAAAGGAAGCACGAAGUCCAAGUAAAGAAUGAAGGAGGAGAUUCAUUCAGCUCAGUGUUUCAAGAACAUCCCAUGUUCAGCAUUCUUCCUGAUAUUUAUGAGAAUGAAUCUGUCAUUUUUGUCUAGACUCAAGAAUCUAGGAUCCUACAUUCUUCCCUAUGGCAAAUGACAUUGCUUGUUGGAUUUGUUAAUUUUCUCGAUGAAAUUAUGUCUGAGCAAGUUAGCUGUUGUCCCACGUUGGUGCUGCAUGCAGAAGAGCAUCAGUGGUUUAUGCAGCAGGAGAAAGAUGAACAAUUCUUGACACAAAGCAUCUACGUAACAGUUGUGUAUUUUUGUACAAAAAUGUCCCCUGCUGGUUUCAAAUAAAGUGUAUCUUUUUAGUUCA
Molecule: messenger RNA, 710 nt
Organism: Lates calcarifer (barramundi perch)
Lineage: Eukaryota; Metazoa; Chordata; Actinopteri; Centropomidae
Gene: serf2b
Product: small EDRK-rich factor 2b
Exons: 3
Coding region: 162-350 (62 amino acids)
Source: RefSeq, a predicted model, not a curated record